Molecule: messenger RNA, 1005 nt
Organism: Patiria miniata (bat star)
Lineage: Eukaryota; Metazoa; Echinodermata; Asteroidea; Valvatida; Asterinidae
Product: D(4) dopamine receptor-like
Exons: 1
Coding region: 1-1005 (334 amino acids)
Biological process (GO): G protein-coupled receptor signaling pathway
Cellular component (GO): membrane
Molecular function (GO): G protein-coupled receptor activity
Source: RefSeq, a predicted model, not a curated record
AUGACGUCUAAUGGCUCAGAAGUCACGGACUCCGUAUGCGAAGUGUGGGAAAAUGUUCCCCAUCGAGUCCUACGAGCUACCUACAUUGGCGUUGAUCUCGUGCUGACCAUGUUUGGGAAUGUACUGACUAUUGUAGUCACUAGAAAGGUGGAGGAGUUCUCCGACAGUACCAAAAUGAUGUUCACGUCGCUGGCAUUGGCUGACCUCGGUGUGGCAUUCGUUGCUGCCACGUCUUUUGCUGCCGAGAUUUCGGGUGGUUGGAUCUUCCCAAUGUGGAUAUGUGAAGCUUCUUUCAUAUCCUUCUACAUUUUCACAGCUGUUUCUGUUUUCAUGCUUGUCAUCAUGACAUUUGACCGGCUGGUGGCCGUCGUCCGACCGCUCCGUUACUCAUUGAUUUUGACCAAAGGAAGGAGCCUGGUUGCUAUUGCCUUCGUGUGGCUGGCUUGCACCGUAGGCGCAAUCUUCACGACAAUUACCAACCAGAUAAUAUACAACAAAUGCUCGGCACUCUGCUCAACAAAAGACAGGAACAUCCUGCAAAGUGUCGUGGCUAUAGUUACCUAUUACUUCAUCCCUUUGACUCUCAUAGUCCUGAUGAAUGUAAAACUUCUGUCAGUUGCCCACCAGCACGCAAGACGGUUCAGGAAUCAAGUGGUUGCUACGCCCGCAGUCUCCAUCAAUCUCGAGCGGGCCCACGUCCAACACCAUCCCCGGAGCACCUUGAGGGGCAAAGCUGUUGGCGUAGUCACUCUCGUCACCUUCGCCUUCAUCGUCAGCUGGUCACUUUUUUACGUGAAGCUCAUACUCAAUGCAGCUUCCGAUGAGGGUGUCAACUUCCCAGAGGGGAUCGAGUUUGCUUCUAUCUGGUUGGGACUGACCAACAGUUGGUGGAAUGUCAUCAUGUACUCGGUGAUGAAUCGCAGCUUCCGGCAGCACCUGAAGUCUGUUUUGCGUCGGUUGUGUUCUUGGUUGCCCGAGCGAUUUAGAGACAUUUGCCGGAGAUAA